CCGGAUCAAUACAAAAUCCGACUUUCGAUCAGAGUUUUUUUAAACUCAACCAUUUAUUCAAGGGGCGUUUUACUUGAGAAGACUUUUAUCAAAUCAGAAACGAUGGCAGGCGACCCUUGGGUUAUCCAGCCUCACGAGCAUGCCAAGUUUGCGGAACACUUCCGUAACCUUGGACCCAUCAAUGGCACUCUUACAGGAGAGCAAGCAAAGAGAUUCAUGUUACAAUCUCAGUUACCACCACCGAUUCUGGGUCAGAUCUGGUCUCUGGCGGACACCAAUGCAGAUGGAAAACUUGACCUAAAAGAAUUCUCUAUUGCUUGCAAGAUAAUCAACCUCAAACUCCAUGGUAUUGAGAUCCCUAAAGUGUUGCCACCAUCAUUACUUGCUUCUCUGAGUCCUACAGGACCAAAACAAUUUGUUCCACCAGCAAAACCUCCCAUCCCUCCAAUGCCAACAAUCCCAACUCAAUCUCAACAACCAUUAAUUUCAGGUCUACCCACACAACAAAUCCAAUCCCAACCGAUCCAAUCCAACCAAUCACUACUCGGUGACUUUGGUUCCCAACCAUUAAUUAACACAGGUCCUACCGUACCACAACCUUCACCUAUCACACCAGCAACAAAACCAAACGUGCCAGAUCUAAUAUCCGGUGCAAAACCACAAAGCCAACCAUUAGUUGGCCAACCGUUAAUUCUGAAUGCUCCAACUCAACAACUCUCUCAAACUUUACUAAGUCAAACUCAACCAAUACCAUCAUCCCAACCUUUGACUACCCAACCACUAAUGACUUCUCAACCAUUAAUGGGUUCUUCCCAACCUUUAAUACCAUUAUCAGAUCAACCACCCCUCAUAAGUACAGACCCAAUACCAACUCAACCUCUAUUAGGAUCCCAACCCCUACCAGCAUCCCAACCGCUCCCAACAUCCCAACUUAUUGGACCAACACCAUUAAUCCCGUCCUCCCAACCACAAGCAAUCCAAACGGGAACUGUAGGUUUAUUGAAUAGCCCACCAACCAGUGUGACAACGGUCGCAAGUUCGAUUCCAAGUCAACCGGUUACAUCUACACCUAUUACUGCGGUUAAAAGUGACUCAUUUUCUAAACCUGGUUCUUUAGUUGGAAGUCCUGCGGAAUCUCCCAUGGGAGUUAUGACACCACCACCCACUGUAGAAUGGGGGAUACCACAACCACAAAAACUUAAGUACACACAACUAUUUAAUGUAACUGACCGUGCGAAGACUGGUUGGGUAUCAGGUGCUCAAGCGAGGGCACUAAUGCUGCAGUCAAGGUUACCUCAGCCAGCAUUAGCCCAGAUAUGGGCAUUAGCUGAUCUGGACGCUGAUGGAAAACUUGGUUGUGAAGAGUUUGUUCUAGCGAUGUAUUUAUGUGAGAGAGCAACUCACGGUGAUGCUGUACCAGCUAAGUUACCUCCUGAACUUAUACCUCCCACCUUUAGACGCGAGUCAGUAACAAGCACCAGUAGUGCUAAGUCUUACGAAGAGAGAAGGAGGGAGAAUAUGGCAAGGGGACAGGCAGAGUUAGAGAGAAGGAGAUCUCAAUUAGCUGACGCUCAUAUGAAAGAGAAGGAGGAUGAGGCUGAAAGAGAACGCAAGGAAAGAGAGGAAGCCGAGAAGAGAGAGAAGCUACGUCUAGAAGCACAAAAGAAGGAACAAGAAGAAUUAAUGAGGAAACAGAAAGAAGAACAGGAGAAAAGAGAAGCAGCAAGGAAAGAGAUGGAAAGACAAUGUCAGUUGGAGUGGGAAAAGAAAAGGACUCGUGAGCUCGAAGCCUUAAGGGCGGAUGAGCAGGCCAAGGUUUUAGCCCUUAAAGCCCGCAGUGCGACAUUAACAGCGUCCUUAGGAGCGGCUGCACAGAGAGCCUCGACUUUAGCAAAGUCGAUACGAGACACACGUACCAGUGUGGCUGCUGCAAAGUGUACGAUUGAUGGCAUGAGGUCGGAUCGUGACGCAAGUAUGGCUGAAAUGCAACAAUUAAAAGCUAAAGUUAAAGAAUUAAAUGCGAAACAAAUCGCUUUGAAUAAAGAGAAAGCGGAGUUAGAUGCUAAGGCUAAAGUGUCUGAAGGUUCGGGAGAAGAUGGUAAAUUAAAUAUGAUGGAAGUUACAUUGAAACAACUUAAAGAUAAGGUGGAAGCAGCUAAAGCGUUAGUUGAGACUAAGAAAUCUGAUCUGGAAAGUAAUCAGAAACAGCUGUCGGAUUUGACAGACACUGUCACGCAGUUGGGUGACAAAUGUGAGAGAGUAUGGAAGAUGUAUGAAGAGAAGAGGAAAGAGUUUGUUGAGAAGAGAAGUACAGCGCCCGCUGAACAAGCCUGGACUGCUGACGCAGAAUGGGGUGCAAAUGAAGAUGCUUGGGGUGGUAAUGAAGACGCGUGGGGUGACGCCGCCACUACUACUGCUACUGAAGCAGUAUCUAGCUCAGCUCCACGUUGGAGGUGUGUCUAUGAGUUUAACGCGAGAACAGCUGAUGAAUUAAGUCUGCAGCCUGGUGAUUUGGUAAGUGAAGCAAACGCACCACGAGCUGACGCGGAACCUGGUUGGCGUUGGGGUACAGCUAGAGGUCAAUCAGGUUGGUUCCCUGAAUCUUAUGUUGAAGAUAUUAACACAGCGAUGUCGUAUGUUGAACCAAUGGAUACCAUGGAGACUAAGACACCUUUGGAAGGUAUAGUGGAAGUACCAGAAGCGGAAAUAACAAAUGAUUUAGGAGGGGCUAUGCCUAUAGUUGAAGGAGGUGAUUUUUAUAUCGCGGCAUAUCCAUAUGUAUCCUCUGAGCCUGGUGACCUCACAUUCGAAGCUGGUGAGAGAAUAGAAGUACUAAGAAGAGAUGGAGACUGGUGGACAGGCAGGAUUGGGAACAGGAAUGGCAUCUUCCCAUCUAAUUAUGUUACUAAAGAUACGAUAUCGUCAAGUGAACCUAUAUCCACAAUACCGGAGGCGGCUGAGCCCGCCCCCGAGACACAAGCCCCGCCCACUGUUGAAGCCCCGCCCGCUUCCGUCGCCCCGCCCACUGACACCACACCACCUGUCUCUGAUGCUGACUUCGUACCUACAUCUCCUCCUGUACAGGAGCAGAAGUCUUCCACCCCGAUAUCAUCAGAGGUGGCGGCGAUCACCGAGAGUGCGGGCGCUGCGCCCUCCCCCCGGCCCGCCUCCGUGACGCGCCGCGACUCGACGCGGGACUCCGGCCGCGACUCCGGCCGGGACUCCGUCACUGGACGCAAGAAGAACGAGAUAGCACAAGCUAUCGCAUCUUAUACUGCUACAAGUGCGGAGCAGUUAUCCCUGCAGAAGGGUCAGCUGCUGGUGGUUCGCAAGAAGGCAGACAGCGGCUGGUGGGAAGGGGAAUUACAAGCCAAGGGAAGGAACCGACAGGUCGGCUGGUUUCCUGCCAGCUAUGUCAAGAUUCUUCAAUCAUCGGGGAGAACAUCAGGACGCACCACACCUGUGUUAUCCAAAAUGGAUACAGUACCAUCAGAGACUGUCAUAGACAAGGUGAUAGCUCUAUAUCCAUACACAGCACAGAAUGCUGAUGAAUUGAGCUUCGAGAAGGAUGACAUUAUUGCUGUCACUGACAGGAGCCAGGAUCCCGCGUGGUGGCAAGGUGAACUCCGCGGUAUGACUGGGUUAUUUCCAAGCAACUAUGUCACCAAACUUGUUAAUUAAUUACAUAUGUACCAUAGUUCAAUCAUCUUCAUACUAAUAAUAGAACAUAUGACACUAUAUCAAACACAUUUUUGAUGUUAGAACUUCACAAUUGCUUACAUUUUUAUCAAAUUACGAUUAAAUAUAUAAAAGUUAUAGAUAAGGGUUCGUUAACACUAACCUGAAUGUUUCCACAACAGAUUUUAAUUAAGUUAUACAAAAACGAGGCUUAAUUUUACUUUACAAGUCUUU
Papilio xuthus (Asian swallowtail) is the source of this 3912-nucleotide messenger RNA. It is a transcript of the gene Dap160, whose product is annotated as dynamin associated protein 160. Gene Ontology annotation, biological process: clathrin-dependent synaptic vesicle endocytosis; endosomal transport. The coding region runs from base 103 to 3681 and encodes 1192 amino acids. Gene Ontology annotation, cellular component: cytoplasm; plasma membrane; presynaptic membrane. Gene Ontology annotation, molecular function: protein binding; molecular adaptor activity; calcium ion binding. The transcript has 27 exons. The record is from RefSeq and is a predicted model, not a curated record. Lineage: Eukaryota; Metazoa; Arthropoda; Insecta; Lepidoptera; Papilionidae.